Messenger RNA from Perca fluviatilis (European perch), 1155 nucleotides. RefSeq lists its product as uncharacterized. The record is from RefSeq and is a predicted model, not a curated record. Bases 197 to 1039 code for a protein of 280 amino acids. Lineage: Eukaryota; Metazoa; Chordata; Actinopteri; Perciformes; Percidae. The transcript is spliced from 12 exons.
CCACAGUCAUACAAAAGGCAGGGGCAUUUUCCCGAAGUAACCAACCACCUGUAAUCAAGACAGAAAGACAAAUCCUCUUUAAUCUAUAAUUAAACAGGGUGAACCUAUUAAAGGUGAAAGAUUCAGGAGAAAGCAGCAGUACAUAAAACAGCACUCUUGCUGACAAACAGUGGACAGCUGAGGACCAAAGUCAACAAUGAAGCUCUUCAAGUGUCUUUUUCUGUUUGCAACUAUGGUGGUAACUGCCCCAAUCAGAGCACGAAGAGAAAAUGUGUUAAGCUUCCUAAAUGAUGCACUUGGCACAACUACUGAAAAGACCAUACCUGAAAAUACAACAGCAUAUCGAAACCCUCCAAGUAAACCUGUGAAAGAGCAAUAUUCUGAAGCAUCAAACUCAUUCACAGAUAUGUCAGAGGCAAAAUCUACCGAGAGUUUUGACACUAAUAGAUUUACAGGACCUGUAGUAUCUGAUAAAAAUGGAGGUGAAAGCAGAGAUGUAUUCAAAGGCCUUGACAGUGAUGAGAUCGUAAUUCCUAAAGUUGUGGAGAAAGAUAAGGCACCAUUAAGGAGAAAAACCAAUAUGAGGCUGAUGGAUAUGAGCAGCAGGCUGGUUCAGGACCAGGGGAGCAGGGAGCACGGUGGGCCGCACAGGACACACCAAGCAAGCAGAGAGCGGACUGAUCUUAACAGUGAGGAAGGAGUGACGGUGGAUUCUCAGAAGGCUGAAAAUUUGUCAAGAAAACAAGUUAUCAGUUUGAGUAGAGACCGAGUGACUAGCAGUCUCCAAAGAAAGGCAGCACCAGGACGAGUUCAUGAGUUAAAUGGUAUGCUGGUCCCUGGCAGAAGCAGAGAACUGCUGGAUCCAGAUAGUUUGGAGGACAACAUUGGCAGACCUGCUCCAGUGGGCAACAGAGGAGAUGCAGACUAUGAUGAAACCAGAGAAUUUCUCAGCUCUGAAAUGUAUCCAAAAGAUGUUUUAGCACCUCCAGAGCACAUGCCCAGUAGCUUCUCUGUUCCAGCAAAGAGUCGAGCCUCCUGAUUAUCAUACAAAGAUUCUAUUUCUUCCUCAUAAUGAGUCAGGGGCCGCCAUCUGUUGAGUCAUAGGAGGCAGCUCUCUGGCUGCUUCCUUAUACAGUUGCUUCUGGGACUUUUUCA